CAACUGUAAUUAUUACAAAUACUGGGAAAACCCGAAAUAAAUUUGGCAACUCAUACAGAUCUAUUAAAAGUUGGCAACAUAUACCUCAAGAACUGUCAAUAUACAAAUAUGAUGAUAUGUUAGAUAUACUUUCAAUGGUUACCAUGCUCAAGGAGGCACGUGAUUGUCUCAAUGAAAUGGCCGGUCGACGUUACUGGGUAAAACCAGAAUAUCAAGAUCGUGAUACAAAAGGAUUUUUUGCUGUACACUUUAAUCGAAUCUAUAAGAGGAAUACAGCACAUUUUAAGCAGAUUACCGGCAUGAGCCAGGAAACGUUUGAUAUACUUUUCCGUUUUCUAGAAGAGGCUUUAACAAAAAACUCAAAUCGUCCAUCAAUAACUCCAAAGUGUCGUCUGUUUCUGACAUUAACGUACUUGUCUCAAGGUGGUAACCGGCAAAUGCUUAGUGAAAAAUUUAAAAUGGGUUUGACCACUGUUAAGCGUAUUAUAACCGAUACUUGUGAUAUUAUAUGGAAAACAUUGCACUCUGUUUAUGUCUGUCCUCCAAUGGGUUACGAAUCCUUACGUAUGGCUGAUGAAUUUUGGGAGGCAUGGAAUUUGCCACAUUGUGUUGGAGUUGUCGAUGCAAAACUUUUAAGUAUAACAGCCAGACCAAACCAUACUGCUAUUAGCAAAAAAUUAAAAAGUAAACAAUCUCUUGUUCUGCUAGCAGUCUGUGACGCCAAUCACGUUUUCACUAACAUAGACAUUGGUGUUUAUAACAAAGAUACUGAUGCUACAACUUGGAAUUUAGAGUUCUUUAAGGAGUUAAUAAGUGGAAAAUUAAACUUACCCAAUAAGGAACUGCUACCAAAUUCUGAUAUAAAUUUUCCUUAUUAUAUGAUAGGGCACUCAUCAUUUCCCCUUAAAACAUAUCUAAUGAGACCUUAUGCAGGCAAUCAACUAACACCGGACAGUGUAAUUUUUAAUCAACAUUUGGCAAAAGCCCAGAGUGUUGCCGAAAAUGCCUUUGGCGUUUUAACCGCUCAUUGGAAGAUAUUGCAGUCCCCUCUGCACAUGAGUCCGAAGACCGCCGAACUAAUUGUUAAGGCUACAGUUUUGUUGCAUAAUUUUCUUAGGAAUCACGAUGAAACAUAUUGUCCUCCCGGUUAUGUUGAUGCCUUUGAAGGUGAAGAUAUAAUAGAGGGUGUAUGGCGUCAACAAGUUAAAAAGCCUUUACAAAGUAUUGGUCGCAUAGGAUCGAAUAAUGCCAAACAAAAGGCUUUCGAUACUAGGGAUAAUCUCAAAUACUAUUUAAAUGCUAUUGAACAGAUAAUAGAUAAUAAUUCAAAUGUUAUAAUAAAGGAUGAAAUAAAUUGACUAAAUUUUUUCUUUUGAUAUCCUUCAUCUUCGAAAUAAUCAUAUGUAUUUAUAUUUUUUA
Messenger RNA from Lucilia cuprina (Australian sheep blowfly), 1419 nucleotides. Its product is annotated as protein ALP1-like. Bases 117 to 1358 code for a protein of 413 amino acids. The record is from RefSeq and is a predicted model, not a curated record. Lineage: Eukaryota; Metazoa; Arthropoda; Insecta; Diptera; Calliphoridae. The transcript has 4 exons.